AUUGAAUUGUCAAAAAUAUUAACUGUCAAAAAUAUUUGAAGUGUGUUUUUACGGUUUUUAUCUAAUUAGAAAUAAUGGACAAAUUUUAUUUUAUUGGGAGAAGAAAUCUUUGAUAAUAGUGAGGAAUAUGCAGUAGCGCAAAUAACGAUGCAAAAUUAUACGUAUAUAAUUAAUAUUUUAUAUAAUAUAAAAGAAUAUUCAAUGGCAUAAAAAAAUAUAUGUAGAUAUGUGCUUAGCAGAGUACAGUAAUACACAAUUUUUUGAAAUGUUUAGGAUGGAAAAAGAAACUUUUAAAAUUCUGGUUGAUAUAAUUCAGAAAGCAGAUGACAAUAAGAUAUCAAAACCAUAUACUGGUGGUCAUCAUCUAUUAGACAUACCUUCAUAUUUAUUAAUUUUUUUAUGGUAUAUGGCAGUGCAAGAUACACUAAUUGGUAUAGGAAAAAGAUUCAAUGUAUCUCCAACAACUGUAAUGAAUGUUGUCAAUAAAAUUCGUUUUUUACUGUUGAAAUUAAAAAAACAGUUCAUAAAGUCUCCUUCUACAGAUAAAGAAUUAUUAGAAGUCUACAGAGCAUUUAAAAAUUACCCAGGUGUAGUAAGAGCAUUAGAUGGAACACAUAUUUUUAUCAAGGUAGAAAAAAAUCAACAGGAAUGUUACGUUGAUAGAUAUAGAAGGCAUUCCAUGAUCAGUAAAUGAUUUACGAGUGUUCCAUAAUUCAGUUUUUUACACAAAUUUAAAAAGAUAUGCCCAAGAGUAUUUUUUUAAAGAUAACACAAAAUAUCUCUUGAUUGCAGAUAGUGCUUUUGGACUUAAAACAUGGCUUCUUACACCAUUCAAAGGACACAAUCUAAAUAAACUUAAGAUUAAUCAUAAUUAUCAUCUGAGUUCAGAAAGAGUUGUUAUAGAACAUACAUUUAGAAUGUACAACAUUUGCAAAACUAUCGAAAUAGCGACAACAGCUUGUAAUUUACAUAUAAUUUUUGUAUACUUAAGGGUGAUUUGUGGAAUGAACUUUUUCAUGAUAGAAUAUCAACAUUGCAAUAGAUGAAGACCAGGAGAAUGAAACUGCACAAAUUAAAAGAUACGCAAUAGCUCAUAAUCUGUUCUAGAAUAGAUGAUAUAUUUAGUUAUUAUGUUCAUAAAGUGAUCUACCAUAUAUAAAUAUUUAAGGUAAAUAACUUAUUACCAAAGAAAUUACAGGCUGUAACUAUUUUUCCUUAAGUAUUUUCCAGAUUAAAACUGGAUUAAAUGACUGUAAUUUUUUUAUUUUAGUAUAAAUGUAUUGUAAAUAGGUAAGUAGCUAUAAAGGUUUUGAUUUAGUUCAUUAGUUUUUUAUGUAUAACAUUUUAAAUC
Molecule: messenger RNA, 1351 nt
Organism: Psylliodes chrysocephalus
Lineage: Eukaryota; Metazoa; Arthropoda; Insecta; Coleoptera; Chrysomelidae
Source: the annotation of a GenBank genome assembly